Molecule: messenger RNA, 1725 nt
Organism: Diplodia corticola
Lineage: Eukaryota; Fungi; Ascomycota; Dothideomycetes; Botryosphaeriales; Botryosphaeriaceae
Product: transcriptional regulator cwf13
Exons: 2
Coding region: 1-1725 (574 amino acids)
Biological process (GO): mRNA splicing, via spliceosome
Cellular component (GO): spliceosomal complex
Source: RefSeq, a predicted model, not a curated record
AUGUCCACCGGACUCUCGCUCUCGCGCGCCCUGCCGAAGCCCAAGUACACCGGCGAGGAUGAGGACCUCCCCGCCCACGCACAGCCGCGCGGCCCGCGCGUCGUGGGCGCUUCCGAAAUCGACCAGACCCAAGUCGUGCUGAAGAAAGCCGGCCCGCCCCCAUACGGCCAGCGCGCAGGAUGGCGGCCUCGCUCGCAGGAGGACUAUGGAGAUGGAGGCGCGUUCCCCGAAGUUCCCGUGGCACAGUACCCGUUGGACAUGGGCAGGAAAAGCACAUCGAGCUCCAACGCGCUCGCAAUCCAGGUCGAUUCGGAGGGCAAGGUCAAAUACGACGCCAUCGCAAAGCGGGGACAUGGCGAGAACCGCAUUGUGCAUGCUUCGUUCAAAGACCUCAUCCCGCUACGCCAGCGUGCGGACAUCGGCGAAAUUUCUCUGGACCGUCCGUCUGAGGAUCAAAUCGCUGAGACGAAAAAGAAGACCGAAGAGGCUUUGGCAAAGCUGGUGUCAGGUGCUGUUGCAGCGCAAAAACCCAAGACUGUUGCAGGUACCUCGCGAAAGGCGCCAACCUACGUGCGGUACACACCGGCAAAUCAGAUGGGAGACAACAGCAAGAAACAGGACAGGAUCAUGAAGAUCGUGGACAGACAGGUCGACCCGAUGGAGCCGCCCAAGUUUAAGCAUAAGAAGAUCCCCCGUGGACCACCGAGCCCACCGGCACCCGUCAUGCACUCCCCACCUCGCAAGUUGACGGCUGAAGACCAGGAAGCUUGGAAGAUCCCUCCGCCGGUUUCCAAUUGGAAGAACCCAAAGGGUUAUACUGUGCCUUUGGACAAGCGGUUGGCAGCCGAUGGCCGUGGUCUGCAGGAUGUCACCAUCAACGACAAGUUCGCACAGUUCGCCGAGGCUCUGUUCACCGCGGAUAGACAUGCAAGAGAAGAGGUCAAGCAACGUGCCCUCAUGCAGCAGAAGUUGGCCGAGAAGGAAAAGCUGCAGAAGGAGGAGCAUUUGCGCUCACUGGCGAUGAAAGCACGCGAGCAAGCUGGAGGCAGCGCCAGGAGAGGUUCACGAGACGCUCGUUCUCGCUCCAGGAGCAGAAGCCCCUCCGAAUACUCGUCGAUGUCUGAAAGUGACGGAGACGAAGCUGUCAGGGAAAGAGAAGAGAUGCGCAAAGAGCGUCGUAGGGAGGCCGAGAAGCAGUUGCGGCAAUCACGCAUGGGAACUGAGCGAAGGAUUCAAAUGAUGGCGAGAGAACAGAACCGUGAUAUCUCUGAAAAGGUUGCACUUGGCAUCGCAAAGCCAAGUGCGUCAGGGGAGAGCAUGUACGAUUCGCGGCUGUUCAAUCAGACGAGCGGAUUCGAUACCGGAUUCAACGAAGACCAACCUUACGACAAGCCCCUUUUCGCAGCGCAAGACGCUCUUCACAGCAUUUACCGACCGAAGCUUAACCAUGAAGAUGAAGAAGACACUGGUGAGACUCUGGACAAAAUCCAGAAGUCUAGCAGAUUCGAGGUGCUCGGCAAAGCCAAGGAGGGCUUCAAGGGCGCGGACACUGCCGAGCAGCGCGAAGGACCUGUUCAGUUCGAGAAGGACACCGACGACCCCUUCAACAUCAAUCAGAUGAUCUCGGAAGCUACCAAGGGUGCUGCAGGAAGCAGCAAGAGAUAUGGCACGGACGAGCCCGACGGCCGGUCUUCGAAGCGCGCCAGGGUUGAAGACGAUGACUGA